AUGGAGAUUGAUCCAAUUGGUCGGCCCUGGUGGAAGGGUGUAAUGUGCUACCAGGUCUGGCCAAUGUCCUUCAAAGACAGCAAUGGUGACGGCAUUGGCGACAUCAAAGGUAUCAUUUCGAAGCUCGACUACCUGAAGGAUCUUGGUAUCGACUGUAUCUGGGUCUCACCCACCUACAAGUCUCCCAUGAAGGACUGGGGCUACGACAUCUCAGAUUACGAAGACAUUCUGGAUCAAUUUGGGACGCUUCAGGAUAUGGAGAACCUCAUUGAACAGGUUCACGCUCGUGGUAUGAGAAUCCUCAUGGAUCUGGUUAUCACUCAUACAAGCGACAAGCACCAAUGGUUUCUGGAGAGUCGCAAAUCGAAAGACAAUCCAAAGGCAGACUGGUAUAUGUGGGGAGACAAACGCCCAGACCACAUGAUUGGUGAGCACAAAAUCGAAGAACCGUCCAACUGGAGAGCAGCAUUCGGUGGCAGUGCUUGGACCUGGAUUCCCGAGCGCGAGCAGUAUUACAUCCAUCUCUUCCUUGAAUCCCAACCAGAUUUGAACUGGGAUAAUGCAGACAUGCGAGCGGCUGUGUACGACUCGGCGAUUAAGUUCUGGUUGGACCGUGGCGUCGACGGUUUCCGCUUGGACACUGCGAAUCGAUUCUGCAAAGAUCUUUCCUACCCGGACAUCGAUCCGCCUGUCGUUCCAGGGAGAUGGCAGCCAGGCAGCAAGCAUUACAUUAACGGCCCCAAGAUGCACCCAUGGCUGAAAGAGAUUCGCGAAAAGAUCGAUCGAGAUGCUCCAGGCAAGGACAUCAUGAUCGUUGGUGAGCUGCCUCUCACACCAUAUGAGGAGCUGCUGCGAUACGUGAGACCAGAGGAGAAAGAGUUGAGCAUGGUAUUCGACUUCGACAUGGUCAAGCUUGGGAAUAACGACAAUCCUGAUGAGUACGCCAAGCAUGAAGUCUGCAACUAUAUGGACGAUGAUCCAAGCUAUACGCUACCAGGAUUCAAGACAGCCAUUGCCAAGGUGCAGAACCUCAUCACAGAUACCAAUGCGUGGGGCACUGUCUUUAUGGAAAACCACGACCAGCCUCGCAGCAUUGCCCGCUACGCAACACCUGAGUCUAGGCAUUGGCGUGAAGCCGGCAAGCUUCUCUGUCUCCUUCAGACCACGCUGUCAGGCACUGAGUUUCUCUAUCAAGGCCAAGAGAUAGGCAUGCUGAAUAUGCCAAUCAGUUGGGGCUCCUCCGAGUUCAAAGAUCCUGACGCUCACAUCUACAUCGGAGACUAUGUCGAGCUUAAUCGUGAGAAGGAUCCUUUCGCUCACGACAAUGCCAUCAGGGGCGUCUUCAAGGUCGGCAGAGACAACUCUCGCACGCCUGUGCAGUGGAGCAACGAAGCGAAUGCUGGCUUCACAGGCAGCAACCCACCUUGGAUGAAAGUCAACGACAACUACGACUGGCUGAACGUCGAAGCCCAGAAGAAGGACCCGAACAGCAUUUGGCUCUUCUGGAAAGACAGAAUCGCCAUGCGCAAGCACUAUCGGGAGCUCUUCAUGUUCGGUACCUUCGCCACCUACGACUACGAGAACACCCACACCUUCACCUACACCAAGAUGGCUGAAGAUGGACAGACUGCACUCGUGAUCCUGAAUUUCUCAAACGAUGAGCUUCCACUAAACACAGUCCAGCGCCAUCUUCUCGGCCACACGUACCGCCUCAUCGCAAGCAAUGUCUCAGAGCCUGGCUAUAAGCUUCGACCUUGGGAAGGAAGAUGGGAGAAGCUCGGGUCGGUCGAGUAG
This is a messenger RNA of Pseudocercospora fijiensis CIRAD86, 1794 nucleotides long. Its product is annotated as glycoside hydrolase family 13 protein. Gene Ontology annotation, molecular function: alpha-amylase activity. Bases 1 to 1794 code for a protein of 597 amino acids. The record is from RefSeq and is a predicted model, not a curated record. Gene Ontology annotation, biological process: oligosaccharide catabolic process. NCBI's taxonomy places the organism in Eukaryota, Fungi, Ascomycota, Dothideomycetes, Mycosphaerellales, Mycosphaerellaceae. The transcript is spliced from 3 exons.